This is a messenger RNA of Oldenlandia corymbosa var. corymbosa, 4511 nucleotides long. The record is from the annotation of a GenBank genome assembly. Lineage: Eukaryota; Viridiplantae; Streptophyta; Magnoliopsida; Gentianales; Rubiaceae.
UCUGACGUGAAAAGUGAAAACUGAUCUCUCACAAAAAAAAUAAAAUAAAAUCAAAUCAUUAAUACGGGAUAUUGAUGAGUUGUUGAGGUUGUUCAGCUUUUGCAAAGUCCUUCCCUUUUCUCUGCAAUUGUUUUAUAAUAAUUUAACAAUUUCGAUUUUCUUUUUGUCUUUCCCCAUUUUCGCGCUUUCUCUCUCUCACUCUCUCUCUCUCUCACGCACACACGCAGUGACAUGUUAAUGAGAGACCACAACCCACACUGAUGUAUGAAUCUGCAUUAGGAUCUUUUAGCCAUUUGGGCUUUUGUUGUUUUUAGCUGUUUUGAUUGUGAAAGGGAAAGGGAAACAGAUAAAACACAGUAAAAUUCAGGAUUGAUGAAAAUUCCAGCUUGGUAUGAUGUGGGUUUUGUGAUUGGGAGAGGGGGAAAAGAAAAGUUUGAAGAGGAGACAAGGAAAACUUCAACUCUCUGGUCAUUUCAAAGCCCCCAUUUGAAUGGACAUUGGGGUGCUUUUUGAUUUAACUAGGUAGCAAAAAAAGCAGAAAAGUUAGAUUCCAAGAGUUGUUGUAGCAAACUGGGAAUCUUUCUUUUUUUGAAUUUGGGAUAGUGAAGUUGAAGUUAAAAAAAUCUUUUCAAGUUCAAAAGUUUCCUCACCACUUCAAUUUGAAAUCAAAGGGGAAACCCAGUAUUUCUUGGAUCUGGAAAAGGGUAAACAGCUUAUUUUUGGUCAUUUUAAUUUCACCUGGAAUAAGGCCCCUACUUUUUUCCACAAGGUUUUUGACUCUGAUUUGAAAGAUGCCUAUUUAAAAAGGACUUCUUGAGCUUCCAUCAAGUCAUUUGGAUUCAUACCGUUGUCACCGAGGGGAAAAAAACCAUUCUUUCCUACUGCGAAGAAAUAGCUGAUUUUCGUACUAUUCGGAAUCUUUUCAUGGUUUUCUCCUCUCGUCUGUGAGGUUAAGGUCAUUCUUCUUCCUGUUUUAGGUACAUUUUUCUUGCUGGUAGCCCCUCCAAAUUGAGUAGUCCAGCUAUCAGGAAACAAACAAAAUUCUGGGUAAUAAUUGCUUUCAGAAGGAAACUAUUUCUUCGAUUUUCUUUGUGGGUUAUCAUCCGGGGUACUCUCAACUGUGAAGGAACAGUAUGCAUGUCGGCGGUAUAUGAAGUGAAGGCUAAUCACAGCGACUUUUUGAGUGGGGCACUGUGAACAAUAUUGCAUUUCCCAUCAAUGAUUUCUUGCAGCUGUUCCAUUUAGUCGAAGUUUUGUCCUGUUCUUCUUGUUUCGCCACGAGGAUAAAAGGGUUUCAUCCUUUUUCUUGAUGUGCGAAGAGGUGUAGCUGAAUUGAAUUGAAUUUUGAGAAAGAAUUCCUAAAUCAUUUGGGAUAUGACUAAGGAAUUGAAGAAAGGGAAGUCGGAGAGGGAGUCUGAGGUUGUUUCUGUAAAAGUUUUGGUGGCUGUUAAGGCUUCAAAAGAGAUACCAAAGACUGCACUUGUCUGGGCUUUAACUCAUGUUGUGCAACCUGGAGAUUGCAUUACACUCCUCGUGGUUGUUCCUUCACAAAGUUCUGGUAAGAAGCUGUGGGGAUUCCCAAGAUUUGCAGGUGAUUGUGCCAGUGGCCAACGGAAGUCACACUCUGGGACUAGUUCAGAACAGAAAACUGACAUUACAGAUUCCUGCUCCCAGAUGAUCCUUCAGCUUCAUGAUGUUUAUGAUCCAAAUAAGAUUAAUGUCAAGAUAAAAAUUGUGGGCGGCUCCCAAUUGGGUUCUGUGGCUGCAGAAGCGAAGCGAACUCAAGCCAAUUGGGUUGUUCUGGACAAGCAGCUUAGAAAUGAAAAGAAGCGUUGUAUGGAAGAGCUACAAUGCAACAUUGUGGUUAUGAAGCGAUCUCAACCAAAAGUACUUCGUCUUAAUUUAGUUGGAUCGCCUAAGGAACCUGAAGCUGUUUCCCCAUCGUCUGUUGAGCUGGAUCAGUCGUCAUCUGUGAAAGAUGUGAACAAGAAUGAUUCUUCUACCAGGGGACCACUUGUUACUCCAACUAGUAGUCCUGAAAUGUUUACUGCAACUGAUCCAGGAACUUCAUCAGUCUCUAGCUCCGAUCCUGGAACUUCACCUUUUUUUGCCUCUGAGAUAAGUGAGAACCUGAAGAAAAAUAUAUUGUUUACCCAAAAAGAAGAUCAAGAUCUUGACGAAUCUAGUUCAGAUACAGAAAGUGAAAAUUUAUCCUCAACCUCAUCAAGCUUAAGAUUCCAACCAUGGGUGGCGGAUAUCGUGAAUUCACAUUGGCGUUCCUCUAUCAUGGAAGAGACAAAUCAGAUGUCGCAUGACAGACCACAAAGUAGUAGUACAAGUAAAGCUUUGCUAGAAAAGUUCAGUAAACUUGAUGAAGAAGCUGCAUUUUAUUCGCCUCAAUACAGGUCUAACUUGGAUUUCCGGGGAAAUGUAAGAGAGGCUAUUUCACUGUCCCGGAAUGUCCCGCUUGGCCCUCCUCCCUUGUGUUCAAUUUGUCAACAUAAAGCGCCUGUAUUUGGAAAGCCUCCGAGGUGGUUUACCUAUGCAGAGCUGGAGCUUGCUACCGGAGGUUUCUCACAAGCUAAUUUUUUAGCUGAAGGAGGAUUUGGAUCUGUUCAUCGCGGGGUUCUUCCUGACGGUCAAGUUGUUGCUGUCAAGCAGCAUAAACUGGCAAGUUCUCAAGGGGAUCAAGAAUUUUGCUCUGAAGUCGAAGUACUUAGCUGUGCUCAGCACCGCAACGUUGUAAUGUUGAUUGGCUUCUGCAUUGAGGAUGGCCGUAGGCUACUGGUUUAUGAAUACAUUUGUAACGGAUCUUUGGAUUCUCAUCUUUAUGGACGCUACUGUGAUACAUUAGAGUGGUCUGCUCGGCAAAAAAUUGCUGUUGGAGCUGCGAGAGGGCUUAGAUAUCUUCACGAAGAGUGCCGAGUCGGAUGCAUUGUCCAUCGAGAUAUGCGGCCAAACAACAUUCUGAUCACCCAUGAUUUUGAGCCACUGGUUGGAGAUUUUGGUCUAGCUAGAUGGCAACCUGAUGGGGACACUGGCGUUGAGACUAGAGUAAUUGGGACAUUCGGAUACCUGGCUCCUGAAUAUGCUCAAAGUGGUCAAAUCACUGAAAAGGCAGACGUUUACUCGUUUGGCGUGGUAUUAGUGGAGCUAGUCACUGGCAGAAAAGCAGUUGAUCUUAACAGACCCAAGGGUCAGCAGUGCCUCACAGAAUGGGUAUUCCCCGGCAGCUUUAUUUUUAUGACUUGUGGUACUAAAAAGUAAUUUGGAUCACCAAUGUUUCCAUUUAGUUACAUUCCCCUUUUUUUCUUUUACUUUAUCAUUGCAGGCACGACCGUUGUUGGAGGAAUACGCCAUAAUUGAACUCGUUGAUCCUCGUUUAGGUGAUCAAUAUUCAGAAGACGAGGUUUAUUGCAUGCUGCAUGCUGCAUCUAUGUGCAUAAGGCGGGAUCCUCAGAUGAGGCCUCGCAUGUCACAGGUUAGUGCUAAAACUUAUGCGAAAAGGAAAGAAGUAUAAGCCAGCGUAAAUUCUCUGCUACACCUCAUCUCAACUGCUUAAAGGGCAAUAACAGUAUCAAGAGUCAUGAGAUGCAAGUUUUUGAUCAAUUUCGAAUUUAAGUGUUGUGCAGUAAUCUUAGCUGUGUCACUGUGCAUCUCAAAAUUUUAUCUGAUGGACUUUAUUUUAAAUGUUUGAACAAAAAGGUGUUGCGGAUUCUGGAAGGAGACAUGAUUAUGGACUCAUCAUCUCAAAUGUCAGCAUCAGGAUGUGAUGUUGGGAGCCGAAGUGGAAGGAUUCUGGCAGCUCAUCACCAGCCACAGCAGCAGCAUCAAUGUAGUAGUGGUCCGAUUCAAAAGGGAACAUCAUUGGAAGGAAGUUUCAGUGGGAAGCUCUCUCUGGAUGGUUUUCAUAGGUCAGCUGGUUCUAGGGCUCCCUACGCGGACGAUCUGUAAAUUGCUUGCUGCAAACUAUUAGUAGCCAUGAUAUCACUGCAAAUAGAUGAUACCUGUAUUUUUUUGUUUUCCUUUUUUGGCUUCUGGUGGGAGUCCAAUUCAGACUGCAAAUGCUGCCCAGGUUUUGAGUUCUUGUAUAGAAUCAAAUUAGGAAUCCUGAUGUUUUACGAAGCGAGUAGUAUUAUAUUUACAAGAUGGACGGGUACUCUUACCUCUACAUAUUAUGAAAUUGUGUUUAUAAGAGUUCCUUUCUCAGAGGUACCAAUUUUGAGCUUCUUGAAGACAAGUCUCCCUUGAAUGACGGUGUGCUGUUAGCUGUUCAGAACAAAGCUUCGCCGACAGAUUUUUUAUCUUUCGAACAUUGUAUUGUAAGAUCUUACAAAAGAAGAAAACAAGUCAGUAACACGGGAGAAUAAGGUAGAUAUGUAUAUUAACCAAUAACUAAAAACUGUGAACCGGAUUCUUACAAUUCAUAUGGUUUAUGAAAAUGUGGAACUAGUUAUAAAGAUUUGUCUGCAAAGAAUCAUGAAAUGGAAUUAGGAUGGUUUGUAGUGGGA